Messenger RNA from Staurois parvus, 322 nucleotides. The record is from the annotation of a GenBank genome assembly. NCBI's taxonomy places the organism in Eukaryota, Metazoa, Chordata, Amphibia, Anura, Ranidae.
CAGGGACAGGAUCUAACCUGUCUGAUGUGGGUGUGCAGUACAAAAAUGUCAGGUGGGCAGAAGAUGGGAGGUCAACAGGAAAGUGCACAGGGGGGUCAGCAGGGCAGAUAAUAGGGUAAAGACUUUGUAAGACAGUGCACAGGGGUUAUAAGUUUGUAGGGCUGUGUACAUGUGUCCACGUGGUGGAGGACAUGGGUCAGCAGAGCAGUGUACAGGAGUCAGCAGAACUGAGGAUAGGGGUCAGCAGAGCACGGGGAGGUGGACAGGAGUCACUGCUGGCAGGGCAGAGGACAGGGGUCACUGCUGGCAGGGCAGAGGGCAG